Molecule: messenger RNA, 1200 nt
Organism: Neoarius graeffei (lesser salmon catfish)
Lineage: Eukaryota; Metazoa; Chordata; Actinopteri; Siluriformes; Ariidae
Product: complement factor H-like
Exons: 8
Coding region: 37-1200 (387 amino acids)
Source: RefSeq, a predicted model, not a curated record
UGUGCUGUGACCUGAGGAAGAAGAGCAACAGAGAAGAUGAGAAUUAUUAUCCUGGCUUUUUCUGUUUGGUUAUGCCAGGCUGUGAGGGAAGAAUUUCCAGAAAACUGUCCAUGUCCACUACUCGAACAAGGCUUUUUAGUCCCACACUUGGAAAGUUAUGAACACGGUGUUACGGUUCCCUAUGGCUGCAACAAGGGCCUGAAACCUGCUCUGGAAACCUGGUGGGGAGAGAUAACAUGCAACAAUGGCGUAUGGUCACACCAACCUGAGUGUAUCGAUAAUACAUCAUGUAUUUCCUCACUGUUGCAUGUGCCAAACGCCAAGCCUUCACACAACUUAAAACCAUUCUAUAAUCAUGAUGACACUAUUAGAUUUGAAUGUGAAGACGGCUAUGAGUUUGAAGGAAGAAGCUCAGAAGCCCAGUGUGUAUCUGGAACUUGGAGGCUGCCAGUGUGUAAACGAAGUCCCAACACUUGUGGUCCUCCUCCUCGGGUUUACAACGGAAUCAUCAAAAAAGCUUACCGGAGUGCUUUCUAUCAUGGCGAGUGGCUUGAGUAUGUUUGUGCAGAAGGUUAUAAGCUAGUUGGAGACAGAUAUAACACGUGUAACGAUGGCAGGUGGUCCAGAGAAAUUAAGUGUGUGAAAAUAGUGUGCCCUGUCCCAUAUGUGCCAAACGCCGAACUUGUAGAUGACUUAAAAACAUCCUAUAGUCUUGAAGAAACUGUUCAAUUUGAAUGUGACCGUGGCUAUGAGUUUGAAGGAGUAGAUUAUGCACGGUGUGAAGAUGGAAUUUGGAAGCUUCCAGUGUGUAUACGUGCACAAACCACAGGGCGUGAUCCAUCUCCAGAUCGGAAUACACGUGUAACAUUGCCUGUCAGUCAGUGUGGACUUCACCCCCUUAUUGAAAAUGGAGAUGUUAUAGAACAAUCAAAUGGAAAGGAAUUAAAAGUUCUGUGUAAGAGAUAUUAUAAACUACAAGGAUAUGAAAAAGUGAAAUGUGUGGAUGGAAAAUGGACGAAGCUCCCAGUGUGUAAACCUCCGUGUAAACUGGAUCGGACACUUAUUCAUUCUUAUUAUACUGAUGAAUAUCUGAAGGAGGGUGAACGGAAGUACUUUUACUGUCCUAACGCAUGGGUCAGAUACAGAUAUAUCAGUUGCUCUGAAGGAAAAGCAAGCUACGGUCAAUGUAAGUGGAACUGA